This is a messenger RNA of Melospiza georgiana, 1926 nucleotides long. RefSeq names its product interactor of HORMAD1 1 (gene IHO1). Gene Ontology annotation, cellular component: condensed nuclear chromosome. NCBI's taxonomy places the organism in Eukaryota, Metazoa, Chordata, Aves, Passeriformes, Passerellidae. Gene Ontology annotation, biological process: meiotic DNA double-strand break formation; homologous chromosome pairing at meiosis; DNA recombination. Bases 1 to 1926 code for a protein of 641 amino acids. The transcript has 7 exons. The record is from RefSeq and is a predicted model, not a curated record.
AUGAACUUCAACGUCUGGAACAUCAAGGAGAUGCUGAGCACACCGACAGCCCUCGGGCCCAAUAAGUUUUCCAUGAGGAGCAGCACUGCCAGUGACUACUCGAGCCUGAGCGAUUCUCAGCUGCUCUUUGGCUCCCAGUUCUGCCCGGAGAACGCGCAGUCGGCAGCGGCACCGCUGGAGCUGGGCCAGCAGAACUCCCAGGAUAGUGAGCCCAGUAUUUUUACCAAAUACCAGACAAAACCACAGUUAUUUGAUGAAGAAACAAGAGAAAAGGGUUCUCUUAAUUUUGGUGCAGGAAGAGCAAAAAGUGUCUUGGAAAAUUUUGAAGUGAAUAAGAACAAAAUAAAGGACAAAUAUGAUCGUGAAGUCCUAAGCACCUUUAUUUCCAGCAUCAAAGACAAGCUUCAAGAGCUGCCAGUGUGCUUCGAGAAGUUUGAAGAAAUGCUUGAUUCCAAACUCAAAUCCAGUUUGGUUGGCCUAGAAACCCUUUUCAAGACAUUGGAAGAUGCUCUUCAAAGUCACUGCAGCUUGGUGCUGAAAGCUUUGACAGAAAAAAGCCAAAUGGAGCAGGCACUGCUGGAGAUGGAGAGGAGACUUGCAGCCAAAGAUGCUGAGAUUUUGGAUAUGAAAUCCAGUAUGCAGCUGCUGAAGGAGGGUCUGGAGUCCCUGCCAGCCCAGCUGAAUGACCAGUUCCUGAAAGCAUGUCAAGAACUUGGCUUCCUGACGCCGUGUAAUGCCUCAGCUGGGCAGCACACGCUUUUGUCUAGUGCCAGCCUGGCCCCUCACACGACAGAUAAAUCUUUCCAGACCUCCCCUGGGCUGUGCCAGUACUGUGUCCUGAGUGAGGAGCACCUGCACAAGCCAUGCUGCCCAGGCAGGGGAGUUUGCAGCUGUUCAGGCUGGUCUUAUUUCCCCUGCGUGACAGUGGGACAGCAAAACAGAGCCUCCCCUGGAGGGAACCAGCUCACUGGAGAUGGCACAUCUAAGGGUGACCUAAAGCCAGCCUCAGAGGACAAAGCCAGCCCCAUUGCUACAGCAGCCAGUGGCACAGCAAACACCUUUUUGCAGGGGGUGAAAUGCAGCCUGGAGACACAGAGCUGUGCUGCCCAUCCUUGCAUGUGCUGGGCUGGCAGACACUUUUUGGGGAGUAGUCAGAAGAAACAGUGUCCUGUACCACUGGAAGGGCCUCUACCAACCCCCCUGAGGAAGGCAUUCAGGAGAGGCACUCGAGGGUUUAAACCCCUGGCACUAUCACAGCAGCAGCAGCCUCAAGUUUGCCACCAUUCUACACAGAAAGCUACACCUGGGCAAAGACACAGCAACUGGCCCACAAACCAUGAGGUGGAGAAGGCAGCUGUAGGGAACAAAACAAAACUGAGUCCAGGAAGGAUGUCCUGGAAAAGAGCAAUAAGGAGAAAGACAACGUACUCCACUAAGGGGAAAGGUGAAUGCUCUGGAUGUGCUGACAGUGGGCUGAAGCAGAGGAAGGCAACUGGGAUUAUUGACUUGGAAAGCUCCAGAAAAAAUACCCUUCACAGCUACUUGGUUGAUCUCAAUUCAGAAAACUCUGACCUGAUUUUUGCAGCUCCCCAUCAGCAGAUCCUCAGCAAUACUCAGAUGGGGCUUACAAAGAAUUUCACACCAGUGCCACACUCUGAUAAAAGCCUGCAACAACCUGAAAGCAAAAGAAAGAGAAGUCUUGAAAUUAAAAAAACAAUGAAUGUUUCCAGUAUAAAAAGGUAUCUCCUGGAUUCCUCUCCCGAGGAGAAUGUACUCUCCCUGUGUAGCACAACAGGUGUAAAGCAAGUGAGCUGCUUCGGCCUCCAAAGCCCCUCAAGCUCCAAGAAACCACACCCUGUCAAUCCACAGGCACAGCAGAAAACAGCCUGUUGCUCUUUACUGUUAGAUUGUGAUUCUUCUGAUUGA